Messenger RNA from Suncus etruscus (white-toothed pygmy shrew), 1368 nucleotides. RefSeq names its product protein phosphatase 1 regulatory subunit 32 (gene SAXO4). Gene Ontology annotation, molecular function: phosphatase binding. Lineage: Eukaryota; Metazoa; Chordata; Mammalia; Eulipotyphla; Soricidae. The record is from RefSeq and is a predicted model, not a curated record. Bases 1 to 1260 code for a protein of 419 amino acids. The transcript is spliced from 13 exons.
AUGAUGGGGAAACUGCCCCUCGGGGCCGUUUCUCCUUAUGUGAAAAUGAGCUCAGGGGGCUGUACGGACCCCCUGAAAUUCUAUGCCACCAGCUACUGCACAGCCUAUGGUCGAGAGGACUUCCAGCCCCGCCUGGGCACCCACAGAGGUACAGGCUACACGAGCAAUUCGCAGUCCCUGGUCAACUUCUCGGACAAUCUAGCCAGCGGGGAGCACCCCCGAGACACUUACCAGACCCUGCACAGCCAGAACUACCGGCCCCUGGAGGUGCCUGAUGGCAAAUUCCCGCUGCCUCGGAGCUUGCACCAGACCAUGUCCGGCUUCUCCCGGGAGAAAGUCAGUUCCUCUAUCCCUUCCAAGGAGGUCAGGAAGGUCCAUUUUGACACUCAAGACUAUGGGCCUCAGAACAUCACGGGGCUGGAACCCAAGGAGGUGCCCCUGCUCCAUCAGCAGCAGGGCAAGGGCUCCCUGGAGUGGGAGAAUGCCCGGCACGGCCCACGCUUUAUGGUGUCUGAGUAUAAUUCCAAGUAUACUAAGGAGCCUCCGAGCCAGUCAGAUCUCCUGCAGAAGAAAUCCAUCGGCCCUAAGGAGGAAACUGGCUUCACCGAGGCGUCUACCAAGAACCCCAUUCUCUUCCAGUCACCAUCCCAGGCUCUCCCAGGGGACCCGGUCCUUGUCCCCAGCCACAGUGUCACCAAAUCGGACUUUGUCCCCAUAACCUACCCUCGUGGGAAUGAAUUCCUGCCUAUACUGUCCAGAGGGACCAAACGGGAGACGGGCUUCAGCAGACCCAGUGAGCGGAACGUGAACCCCAAAGUGCCGGUCCUAAUGACAGAGCCCAGCACUACGAACCUCUGGCAAUUCCAGUCGCCCCAGCGGAUGCAACAGACCAAUGUGCCCCUGCUCGGCCGGGAGGCCGUGGGCAACAAGGAGCCCUCAGGGUACACCUUGAAUAACCCCAGCUAUGUCCGGAGCCCCCAUGACCCUGCUGUGGAUAAUCACUACCUGACCACUUACAACCAAGGCUACUUUGAAAACAUACCCAAGGGGCUGGACCGGGAAGGCUGGACCCGAGGGGGCAUCCAGCCUCAGAAGCCUGGGGGCUUUGCUCUCAACCAGUCGCCCACCCGCUUGGAGAGCACCCCCAGCCCGGAGGAAAGCCUGAGGCGUCUGCACCCCCAUGUGGGAAGGACCCUGAUGGCCACAGACCCCUUCUACCGAUCCCUACCUCAUAGCAACAACUUCAAGGCUCCCAACUAAGCUUGUGACCUGGGUUUGCCAGCUCCCGAGGACAGGAUCCUGGCUACUGUCCCCCUUUCCCUGUGCCCACUGGCUAAAUCCCUAAGGGAAUAAAGAACAGUGGAUCCC